This is a messenger RNA of Malassezia restricta, 1401 nucleotides long. RefSeq names its product Ras suppressor protein 1. The record is from RefSeq and is a predicted model, not a curated record. Bases 1 to 1401 code for a protein of 466 amino acids. The transcript has a single exon. Gene Ontology annotation, cellular component: cytoplasm. Gene Ontology annotation, molecular function: protein binding. Lineage: Eukaryota; Fungi; Basidiomycota; Malasseziomycetes; Malasseziales; Malasseziaceae.
AUGCCCUCAGGCAAGAGCCGCCAGGCGUCUCGCCCCAACAAGGACGUGACGGAAUCCGCCUCGGAGGCCUCAGACGUGCUCUCCAGCACAUCUUUAUCGCUAGCUGGGCAUGAGCUCCCACCUCGUGAGGCCGUAUCUGAAACUCUGGCUCAAUUCAUACAGCUGCGCCGCUUAGACGUGUCCAACAUUCAGGCGUCCGAUGCAUGGCCCCAUGGUUUAAAAGAUCUACUCUGGCUCGCGAAGGCUGUGCGUCAAAGCCGUAAAGUGGGCAAGCGGACGGGUCAGGCCCCUCUGCAUCGUCGACUGACGUGGCUGAAUCUCUCCGGUAAUGCGGCAUUGGGCGACUCGGAUGGCCCCAUCGACGGCCUGGAUCUUCUUCCUGAACUAUGCGUCCUGAACGCAUCGCAUUGCACCCUACGAGCUUUUCCACCCGCUCUUGGUGCAUUAUCGAAUCUCAAGGCGCUUGUGCUAUCCCACAACGCCAUCGCUGCAUUACCAGCGACGUUCCCGCAUAUGCCCGAGCUCAAUACGCUGGUGCUCUCUCAUAAUGACCUGAAAGCCUUGCCCAAGACAAUGCCUGCCUCCGUACCGAACCUGAAGAAGCUGAGCUUAGGGCACAAUGCGCUUUCCUGCGAUGGCAUUCCCGACUUUCAAGUGUGCUCGCAUCUUCGUGAAGUGCGCCUCAAUGGAAACACACAGCUCGGUGUCCUACCGCCCCACAUAGCAGCCUGGGGCCGAGGCGUCGAUGGUGGUGCGCCUGGUCUCGUGUUGCUGGACGUGAGUGAUUGCGGUUUGCAAGACUGGGAUGCUGUCGAGCCCUUACUAGAGCGGCCUACGAACGAUAUAGAGCGGCAUGGGCUUGUGAAUCUCUCCGCCAAGGGAAACCCGAUCGCGGGUGAUAGGAGCUAUUCCUCACGUUUGUGUGAGGCAUUGCCAUCGCUGCGGAUUCUGGACAAUGUGCGACUUCACGCACCCAAAGCGACUCUCAAAGAGCCAGCUGAAACGAUACCCUCGAAGCGCAAGGAAGUAGAGCCUGCACCUGAGCCUGCGCCCCUGCAGGAUGAUGGGCCGAAAAAGGCACGCAAGCGCAGUGGUCGCGGACCCAAAAAGACCAAGAAGACUCCCGAUAUCCCUGCAGCCGAGCCUGAGGCGCCACGACGCAAAAAGAUCCGGCGCAAAAAGACUGCCAAGGCUGUGGAAAUGGAUAUGGACACAGAGAUCCCACCUGCGGCGCCAGUCCGCUCUGCCGCGCCAGAGGAGCCAGAGGACGCGCGUUCGGAGCCAGCACCGUCGGGCGUCGUGCAGGUGGUGCAAGUCAACGAGACGCGAACCAAGCCGGCUGCGUCUGCCGCUGCCUUGCUGGGCAAGCGGCAAGACGAUACUGCGUUACAUGGCUGGUGA